Messenger RNA from Alternaria atra, 1074 nucleotides. RefSeq lists its product as uncharacterized. Gene Ontology annotation, biological process: iron ion transmembrane transport. Gene Ontology annotation, molecular function: ferrous iron transmembrane transporter activity. The record is from RefSeq and is a predicted model, not a curated record. The coding region runs from base 1 to 1074 and encodes 357 amino acids. Gene Ontology annotation, cellular component: high-affinity iron permease complex; plasma membrane. Lineage: Eukaryota; Fungi; Ascomycota; Dothideomycetes; Pleosporales; Pleosporaceae. The transcript has 5 exons.
AUGCCAAACGUCUUCGCUGUACCAGUCUUUUUCAUCUGCUUCCGAGAGUGUCUGGAAACGAGCAUCAUUGUCUCCGUGCUCCUUGCCUUCCUCAAGCAGACCCUCGGCCCCGAACAUGACGCGACAGUCCACAAGCGACUUGUACGCCAGGUCUGGUACGGUGUCGGCGCAGGUGUUCUGAUCUGUCUGAUCAUUUGUGCUGGUGUCAUUGGUACUUUCUACACCGCCGGACGGAAUUCCUUUGAAAAAGCAGAAAACAUCUGGGAAGGCGCUUUUGCGAUCCUAGCGAGUGCCAUCAUCACUCUCAUGGGAGCUGCACUACUCCGUGUUAGCAAACUACAGGAUAAGUGGCGUGUCAAGAUUUCCAAGGUGCUCGAGCAGAAAGACUCGAGACUACCCAUCAAGGGUAGGCUGAAGCGAUGGACUGAGAAGUACGCGAUGUUCAUCUUGCCCUUCGUUACUGUGCUUCGCGAGGGUAUUGAAGCGGUGUUGUUCAUUGCAGGUGUAGGGCUCGGCGCGCCGGCGACCAGCUUUCCUCUUGCCGUUCUUUGCGGUCUUGGUGCAGGUGCUCUGGUGGGAUUCCUCAUCUACAAAGGCGGCAACAAAACGUCUCUGCAGAUCUUCCUCGUUAUUUCGACGUGCUUCCUCUACCUCGUGGCUGCCGGCCUGUUUUCGAAAGGCGUCUGGAACCUCGAACAGAAUGCUUGGGUCAAGCUCGCGGGAGAAGGUGCAGCAGAAGCAGGCGCAGGGCCAGGUAGCUACGACAUCAGGAAGAGCGUUUGGCAUGUCAACUGUUGUUCGCCAUUAGACAAUGGUGAUGGUGGUUGGGGCAUCUUCAACUCCCUCUUCGGCUGGCAGAACAGCGCGACGUACGGCUCGGUCAUCUCAUACAACCUGUACUGGCUCGUCGUCAUUGUCGGUUUCGCUUUUCUUGGUUGGAGAGAGGGCAAGAACGUUCCCUCAAAGCAUGCCCAAGUCGAGAGCGAUGCUUCUAGCGAGGAACGCGAAACCACUGGAAAGAAGACCAGCGAUGAAGGCGUCAUGACUACCACUGCUGUAAGAAAAGUGCAGUAG